Messenger RNA from Numida meleagris (helmeted guineafowl), 2654 nucleotides. It is a transcript of the gene SSBP3, whose product is annotated as single stranded DNA binding protein 3. Gene Ontology annotation, molecular function: single-stranded DNA binding; protein binding. The transcript is spliced from 18 exons. Lineage: Eukaryota; Metazoa; Chordata; Aves; Galliformes; Numididae. Gene Ontology annotation, cellular component: nucleus. Gene Ontology annotation, biological process: positive regulation of transcription by RNA polymerase II. The record is from RefSeq and is a predicted model, not a curated record. Bases 148 to 1314 code for a protein of 388 amino acids.
GGGCGCGGCAAGCAGCGGCGGCGGCGGCGGCAGCGGGGCCAUGGGGGCGCGGUGGGGGCCGGCGCUCUGACAGCCUCCGGUGCGCGGCGAAGCGGAGCGGGCAGAGCGGCUCGGGCGGGCGGGCCCCCACCCAGCUCGGCGCGGAACAUGUUCGCCAAGGGGAAAGGCUCGGCCGUGCCCUCGGACGGCCAGGCGCGGGAGAAGCUGGCCCUGUACGUCUACGAGUACCUGCUGCACGUCGGCGCCCAGAAGUCGGCGCAGACCUUCCUGUCCGAGAUCCGGUGGGAGAAGAACAUCACGCUGGGAGAGCCCCCCGGCUUCCUGCACUCCUGGUGGUGCGUGUUCUGGGACCUGUACUGCGCGGCCCCUGAACGGCGAGACACUUGCGAGCAUUCGAGCGAAGCGAAAGCCUUCCAUGACUAUAGCGCAGCUGCCGCCCCGAGUCCCGUGCUUGGAAACAUUCCCCCGAACGACGGGAUGCCCGGGGGCCCCAUCCCACCAGGUUUCUUCCAGGGACCGCCUGGUUCACAGCCCUCGCCACACGCACAGCCUCCACCCCACAACCCUAACAGCAUGAUGGGACCCCACAGUCAGCCUUUCAUGUCACCGCGCUACGCAGGAGGUCCCCGGCCCCCCAUCCGGAUGGGAAACCAGCCUCCAGGGGCCGUUCCUGGUACACAGCCAUUGCUGCCCAAUUCGAUGGAUCCCACGCGACAGCAAGGGCACCCGAACAUGGGCGGACCCAUGCAAAGGAUGAAUCCUCCGCGAGGGAUGGGCCCCAUGGGUCCCGGUCCGCAGAACUAUGGCAGCGGCAUGAGACCUCCGCCCAACUCCUUAGGCCCUGGCAUGCCCGGAAUUAACAUGGGGCCGGGAGCUGGCAGACCAUGGCCCAACCCCAGCAGUGCUAACUCAAUCCCAUACUCUUCUUCAUCGCCUGGUACAUAUGUGGGUCCUCCCGGCGGCGGCGGCCCUCCGGGGACACCCAUCAUGCCCAGCCCCGCAGAUUCAACAAAUUCAAGUGACAACAUCUACACAAUGAUUAAUCCAGUACCGCCCGCAGGCAGUCGAUCGAAUUUCCCGAUGGGCCCUGGCUCCGACGGCCCCAUGGGUGGCAUGGGCGGCAUGGAGCCCCAUCACAUGAAUGGAUCGUUAGGGUCAGGAGACAUAGAUGGACUUCCAAAAAAUUCUCCAAACAACAUAAGUGGCAUUAGCAAUCCCCCGGGCACUCCAAGAGACGACGGGGAGCUGGGAGGCAACUUUCUCCAUUCCUUCCAAAAUGACAAUUAUUCCCCCAGCAUGACGAUGAGUGUGUGAUUUCCCUCCCCCUCCUCCUCUCCAGGAUCAAGAGAGUCAGCUGCCGUUCGGAGGAUCUCAAAGAAUUAUGCAAGAAGAAGCUAGGUGUAUGGGCAGGGAGACGCGUGGCGGGGCCAGCACCCCAGGUUUAGUUUCAUGCAAUAAAAAGGCUGAACUUUUUAUUCCAUAAAACAUGAAGGACAAAACUUAAAAUAUUUCAAGACAUGAUGACAAGAUCCUUCUUUGUGCAGAAGGGUUUAUAUAUGUACAUGACACUUCUUUUUGGAAACAAAUGGAAGCCUCUAGCACCCAACUCCGAUCUCUUUGCUUUGUUCUUUUAAAUAAAGACAGAAACAGAACCCCGUUGUAUGUUUGUGCCGUGCGACACCAGGAAGCUAGUCUAGAUAUGAAAUCUCAUGUUGUCUCUGUUGUAGUCAUUUUUUAAAUAAACUGGACAGUUUACAAUGGUGGUUUUCGUUCGGAAGGCCUGGUUGGUUUUUGGUUGUUUUUUUUUGUUUGUUUUUGUUUUUUUUUUUGCUUUGGUUUUGUUUUGGUUUUCCUCCUUUUUUGUUUUGUUCUGGGGUUUUUUUGUGUGUGUUCAUUUGCAGCACAACGCUUCCUCCUCCAGUAACAAGAUGAAGAGACUCCACCACCUCGUGAUAACGGCGUUAGCGCAGGUGGCCCCUGUAGGAUCACAUCCUCGGUGCGCUGUGAUCUCCCUCCCCGUGGCUGUGGCAUGCGCUGUGUUAGUCUGUCCCCCCCCAGAGUACACGAAGAACUCUGUCCUUCCCUUCCUCCAGCUGGUUCACCACAAACACCAGUUUGACUUUGACUUUUUAAAUCCACCGAAAGAAAGGAGAACGAAAGGGCUGCUCCGCCCUGGGACUUUGAAGCUGUGAUCUCAGCCAACCUCGGUUCUUUUGGGGCUUUUUUUUUUUUUUUUUUUUUUUUUUUUUUUUUUUUUUUUUUUUUUUCUUGCUGUGUCUUUUUGCUUGGUUAUUCCUUUAAAGAUGUGCUCUGGUCGGGGCUUCACUUCUCUGUGAGUUGGAACUGGACGGAGAUCUCUUUUAAGCGGUUGCUGUUGUUGCGAUGUAUCCUUGCUACUCUGUAUGCUGUCAUAAGGACAUAGCAGGAAGGGGCCCCGCGCUGGGAGGGGGCUGGGAGCUGCCCGACACCCCCUGCACCGCUCUUCGUUUUUCUCAAUCUCCAUUCCUGCUCCGUGUAUAUCAUACUCUGUAAGAUAUUAUCUCCCUGGAUUGACCCUUGUGCGGAUUAUUGAAAGCAUUGUAUCUUGUUUCAGUGUUUUUUCUUACCUUGUAGUCUGGUUCUAAAAUACCGAGAGGGGAAAAAAAAAAAAAAAA